AUGCUCUCACGUGUUGCUGCAGUGAAGGCACCCCGCACACACAACCGUCGCCGCGUGACCGGAUCCAGCGGAAGGAGGAGGAAAGGAAGAGAGAGUGAGCAGCAGAGGCCCAACAUGUCCCGGCAUCACUUCUAUUCAUCGGUGCUGCUUCUACUUGUCAUGAUGAUGUGCUGCAACACUGGUGGGGCUGCGACCGCUGUUGUGACGGCGGCAGGUUCGGGAAAUGCAAAGGAAACAUAUUUUGCUUGGAGAGAUAAGAGUGGUAAAGAAACAGUGAGUUCUCUCCGUGUUCCCAGCCUUGUUGAAAUGAAUGGUGAUGUGUUUGCCGUUGCCGAGGCGCAUUGCAAGGAGGGUACUGAAAAAGUUUUUACUGGGAUUGCCUCGAAGCUCCUGGCGUUGACUGGUGAACAAACAAGGAAGGAGUUGGCUACAACUGAAGUGAAGACACAAGUACUGGAGGAAUGUUCCUCCGAAAAAGAGAAAGUCACCUGUCGUAUAGCGGAUCGGGCUGAUUCCCAAAGCCAGACAAGAAUACAUGUGGGCCGACCAACAACAGUUGUGAAGGGAAGUGAUAUUUACAUGCUUGCUGGAAGUUACAGUUGGACACUUACCGCCGAUGAUCAGGCAGCCGAUGCGGGCGACUGGGGACUCAUGCUGGUGAAAGGGAACGUCAGUGAGGAGGCAGAAAGUAAAAAAAGGAUCCUUUGGAACGACACUUAUGCUAUCCCGUGGAAUUACAAAGGCAAACAACACGAAUCCUUGACAAAGCUGACUGGCAGCGGUGGAUCGGGUGUUAAGAUGAAUGACGGCACCCUUGUGUUCCCAGUGGAAGGCACGAAAAAGUUGAAUGGCACAGAAAAUGAUGGGAGGACUGUUUCGCUGAUCAUUCACUCCUCGGAUGCUGCGGGUUGGGUGCUGCCGAAGGGGAUGUCUGCCGAUGGCUGCGGUGAUCCCUCCGUCGUGGAGUGGAAGGACAAACUCAUCAUGAUGACUGCGUGUGAUGAUGGCCGCCGCAGGGUGUACGAGUCCGGUGACAAGGGGGAGUCGUGGACGGAGGCCCUCGGGACACUCUCGCGCGUGUGGGGCAACAAAAGGGUUGAAAAGGUUGAUAUCGUUAGGAGCGGGUUCAUCACAGCGACUGUUGGAAAUGAUAAUAAAAAAGUGAUGCUCGUCACUCUGCCGGUGUAUGCCAAGAAAGAUGAGAAAGAUAACGAGGAAAAGAGUGUACUCCAUCUUUGGCUGUCGGACAAUACGCACAUUGUUGAUAUUGGACCGGUAUCUGGGGAGGAAGAGGACGUCGCCGCCAGCUCCCUGUUGUACAAAAGUGGUGGAAAUGGAGAUACUAAUGAGCAGGAGGAGAAGUUGAUUGCACUGUACGAGAAGAAGGGUGGUGACGACGUAACACCUCACAGUUUGCUCACUGUGCCUCUGAAUAAGCAGCUGGAGAAGGUGAAGGAGGUGCUGGCGGCCUGGAAGGAAGCGGACGACACUGUCUCCAAGCUGUGUGCCACUUUAGUUGCUCGGGAGGUUACCUCACCUGAUAAUGCCUGCAGCGCUGCCAUGCCGGUGGAUGGGCUGGUUGGCUUUUUGUCUGGCAAAUUCUCUAGGAAAACGUGGAGGGACGAGUACCUCGGAGUGAACGCCACAGUACAUAAUAAUGAUGAUGGGGCAACAAAGGCCUCCGAUGGCGUGAAGUUCCAGGGAGCGUGGGCGGAGUGGCCCGUUGGCAGGCAGGGGGAGAAUCAGCUGUACCACUUUGCGAACUACAACUUCACUCUUGUGGCGACGGUGUCCAUCGACGGUGAGCCGAAGGAAGAUACCCCCAUUCCAUUGAUGGGUGUGCAUCUGGAGGGUAAAGACAAACUUAUGGAGUUGUCAUAUGACAGUGAAAAGAAGUGGCAGGUGCUUUGCAGUGACGGCAAGAUCAAGAAGCUAAAAAGUACUUGGGAGACACGGGCACAGUACCAAGUGGCCAUUGUGUUACGGAACGGCAACCAGGGCACCGCGUACGUCGAUGGUAAGCGUGUGUGUGGGGAUGUGCAACGUAGCUUGGAUAAUACGGAUUCGAAAGGGAUCUCCCACUUCUACAUUGGAGGGGAUGGAAGCAGUGCAGGGAGCAAAGAAGACGUGUCUGUUACUGUGACGAACGUCCUGCUGUACAACCGCCCGUUGACUUUUUCAGGUGGGAAUGCCGAGGUGGAAGAAGUUACCGAUUCACCAUCAGCGGAUCAGGAACCAUCAGCGGAACCUGCUUCUCCAUUUGUGGCAAGGGAUCAAAAUGCGGCGCCUUCUGCAGGUGAACUUCCUGACGUUCCAGUGGAGCAAACGACCUCGCAGCAGUCUCCACAAAAGAGUGAAACACAAAAAAAUACGAUGGUGCGGGAAUCUGCCGCUACACAAGAAACGCCGGCGAAUACAUCGGAGGGAAGUGUGGAGAAGGCGGCGGCUUCGAACUCCCAUGCCGCUGGAGAAGCAACAGGUGAUGGCAGCACUGUGAGAGGGAGCGGACUGCUGCCAUCGCUGCUUCUUCUGUUGGGACUGUGGGGGUUUGCGGCUCUGUGA
This is a messenger RNA of Trypanosoma cruzi, 2562 nucleotides long. Its product is annotated as trans-sialidase, putative. The coding region runs from base 1 to 2562 and encodes 853 amino acids. The transcript has a single exon. Gene Ontology annotation, biological process: ganglioside catabolic process; oligosaccharide catabolic process. Gene Ontology annotation, molecular function: exo-alpha-sialidase activity. Gene Ontology annotation, cellular component: cytoplasm; membrane; intracellular membrane-bounded organelle. The record is from RefSeq and is a predicted model, not a curated record. Lineage: Eukaryota; Euglenozoa; Kinetoplastea; Trypanosomatida; Trypanosomatidae.